Molecule: messenger RNA, 1506 nt
Organism: Phycodurus eques (leafy seadragon)
Lineage: Eukaryota; Metazoa; Chordata; Actinopteri; Syngnathiformes; Syngnathidae
Gene: tspan2a
Product: tetraspanin 2a
Exons: 8
Coding region: 234-890 (218 amino acids)
Cellular component (GO): membrane
Source: RefSeq, a predicted model, not a curated record
UGUUGGUGUCUCGCGCACGCACGCACGCACGCACGCUCGCGACUACUGUAGGCUGACGUGAACGUGCACGACGACGACGACGAGCAGGCGCGCAUAUCAUCUGCGAUAUUCGUGCGUGUGUGUGUGUGUGUGUGUGUGUGUGUGUGUGUGUGUGCGCGUGUGCGUGCGUGCGUUAUCGAUUUGCGUCGUUCAGUAGAGGCGAAUCACGACUCGGGUCGGAUCAGGUGGCAACCAUGGGCAAAGUCCACGGGGGAAUGAAAUGCGUGAAAUAUCUGCUAUUCGUGUUCAACUUCAUCUUUUGGUUAUCCGGCUUGUUGGUUCUGGCCGUGGGACUUUGGCUGCGGUUUGAUCCAGAAACGGUGGAGCUGCUGACGGGCAACGAUGCCCCUGACACCUUCUUCAUUGCCGUGUACAUUCUCCUGGGUGCCGGCAGCUUAAUGAUGCUGGUCGGCUUCUUUGGUUGUUUCGGGGCCGUUCGGGAAUCUCAGUGUCUUCUCGCCUCGUUCUUUGCCUGCCUGUUGAUCAUUUUCGCUGCGGAGAUUGCAGCCGGCGUGUUUGGAUUCAUCAACAAGGAGCAGAUUGUCGAGGAGGUGCAAAAAUUCUACAGCAGCUCCAUCAGUGAGACGUCCAAUCCCAAUGCAACUGCCAUCGCACUUAUUUACCACAAAACUCUGAAUUGCUGUGGGGGCUCAACGUCAGCGGCUACAAGUGACCUGUGUCCAGACGCCCCAGAGACCAAGGACUGUCUGAGCGCUAUCACCGAUUUCUUCAACGACAAGCUGCACGUCAUCGGCUACAUCGGGAUUGGGAUCGGAGGAGCAAUGAUCCUAGGGAUGAUUUUCAGCAUGGUGCUGUGUUGUGCCAUCCGGAACAGCAGAGAGGUCAUAUAGCAGUCCCUCAUACGACCCCUUGGACUGAUCCCCUCUCCUCCGCACAUAACACACAUUCCCGGCUUGUGGCACGCUUGUGACAUUCCCGCUGUUGUAAAUAAGGGCCCCUCUUCUUAAAUCGUACAUAGUGUGUGCCUUGUUGUUUUGGAGGACUAGCCUGCCUUUUUUUGUGGACCUCACUUCAUAUAGAAUGUACUACAUACUGUAUUGUGCCUACUUGACAAGCCUUGUGCAGCUAACAGUCUUAUUUGUUACAUUUGUUUUAAAUGUGUGCUUGUGUGGGGGUUCUCAGACUAGUGGCUCCCUCACCAAUUUCCAAAAACAUGCAUGAUUUAUUUUUUUUUUUGGUCUUUAUGUGCCCCGCAAUCAGAUUGGAACCAGUCCAGGGUGUUAAGCGAACUCUGCCCAAAACCAGCUGGGAUACACUCCAUCUCACCUGCAACUCUAAAGCACUCUAGAAAUGCAUCUAAUUGUGUACAUAUUACUGCAAGUAGUCACUAAACAAUCUCUGUACUUCUAAAGAUUUUAACGAUCUUUUUAAAAGGUGACGUGGGUACUAUAAUUGUUAAUGUACUGUACAUGAUUUUGGGUGUGCCAAUAAAAACAGAUACAUGUA